Messenger RNA from Scomber scombrus (Atlantic mackerel), 1915 nucleotides. RefSeq names its product angiopoietin-like 6 (gene angptl6). Bases 274 to 1779 code for a protein of 501 amino acids. The record is from RefSeq and is a predicted model, not a curated record. NCBI's taxonomy places the organism in Eukaryota, Metazoa, Chordata, Actinopteri, Scombriformes, Scombridae. The transcript has 7 exons.
AGAUCCUGGGACACAGCCUCUGGAGAAGAAGGCACAGACUAACUUCUAAUAAAACUCGGGUGUCAUUCUGUUUCCUCUUCAGAUUUGUUUCUGACCCAGAUUUCUCUGCCUUCAUCUUCUGUUCAGAAUUGAUGGAGCACUGCGGACGACUCUUAAUUUAGGAGAAGUGGCUAAUUUAUGUGACUCUUCAUGUCAUUUUAAAAAUGUGUUAGUCUCAAUUUUACACAGCUUUGCAUCUUGGGACCGGAAAAUACACUCUGGAUCAGAACAUAGAUGUCCGAAACACUUUUCAGCUGCUACAGGUGUCCUCAGAAGAAUAACAGAUUCAUGGAGAAGACACUGACAAUAGGUUUGACUCUUUUCAUAGCGCUCUGUCUGGACAUACCAAAAGUUGGGGGGCGAAAGGAGGGAGCCCAUGGUGAGAACACUCAGAAACGUUCAUCACGUUCUUCAGAUACAAAAGCAGGCCGUUGCUCCUACACCUUUAUUGUUCCCCAGCAAAAACUGUCUGGGGCGCUGUGUUUGAACACACAGUCUGCCACAACCAACCGCUCUGAGGAGGCAGCGCUGCGGGCAGAGCUCAAACGGCAGCAGGAACAGUUGGAGAAGCUGCAGAGUCAACUGGAGCAGGAAGGGUCCCUUGCCAUGGAGGUAAGAGCCCUACGCAAGGAAAGUAACAGCAUGAAUUCUCGCCUUGCCCAGCUCUAUGCCGAGCUGCUGCAUGAAGUCAUACACAAGAAAGACCAGGCUUUGGAGCAGCGAAGGGUGGAGAACCUCCUCCUAAAUGCUACAACACAGGCGCUACAGGUGUCCAGUAAUUACAGGGAGCUUGAGAAGAAAUAUGGAGCCCUCACCUCCAUGAUGAGCUCUCAGAACCAGUUUAUUACACGUUUGGAGAAGCAGUGCCAGUGCAGGGACCCCACCCUGUCCUCUCUGGUAGCGACUGAACCACCAAAAAGUCAUAAUGACAGCUCUGAAGCCAACGAAAUGACUAAUGAUGUUCAAAGGGACCAAAGUGCUGCUCCACCACAGAAGGAAAAAACAGUGGGAGCUCAUUCCCUCCCUGCUACAACAGCCAGCACUCCUACGGACCCUCCUUUCAUUAGUUUCCCUGUCACAAAGACUCCAGGACCAUGGCAUGACUGCCAGCAUGUGCUGCAAUCAGGAGAGACCACUAGUGGAAUCUACCUGCUGCGCCCACAGAGUGCCAACCGUCUCCUACAAGCCUGGUGUGAGCAGAGUCAGGCCCAGGGAGGGUGGACAGUCAUCCAGAGGAGACAGGAUGGGUCAGUCAACUUCUUCAGGACUUGGGAGCAAUAUAAGCAAGGCUUUGGGAACCUAGAUGGAGAGUAUUGGCUCGGUCUGGAACACCUCUACUGGCUGACUAAACAAGCCCAGUAUAAGCUACGAGUGGCUCUGGAGGACUGGCAGGGCCGGCAGGUGUUUGCUGAAUAUGACAGCUUCCACCUGGAACCAGAGAGUGACUGGUAUCGACUGCGUUUAGGACAAUACCACGGCAAUGCAGGCGACUCCCUCUCAUGGCACAACAACAAGGCCUUCACCACUUUGGAUCGGGACAAGGACAGCUACACAGGUAACUGUGCUCAUUACCAGAAAGGUGGCUGGUGGUACCACAUGUGUGCCCACUCCAAUCUGAACGGGGUGUGGUAUCGGGGUGGACACUAUCGCAGCCGCUACCAGGAUGGGGUCUACUGGGCAGAGUUCCAUGGGGGGGCCUACUCUCUCAAACGAGUUUCCAUGAUGAUCAAACCCACAUAACAUAGUUGUAUUAUGGACAUGUUAGAUGGAAACACAAUUAUAAACUAUUGUAGAUCAUUUUUAGACAUAUGUAGAGAUCCUCAAAGAUAUUUUCUUUUGUUAAUCCUGUACAGUGUUGAGCCAGUUUGUGUCUUCA